AUGCAGUUUCUCAACUUGCUCGCCCCCCUAAGUCUGCUCUCUAUGGCCUCUGCCUUGCCAUCCUACAAACGAGAGGGAGAUUGUAUCCCCUACGAUACUGCCGUCAAGCUGGUUGACGCGUUCGUUUCCACCCUGACUGCCUUCGAUGCCGACGUCGCAACCAACCUGCUUGCUCCUGGCUUUACUGAUACCUCGGACUCAAUCAACUUUCUGGCCGGUAUUCCUGUGGGGUCUGUCACCUUCCCAUCUCCAGCAGCGUACAUUGCCGGCCAAGGUUCACAGCCUCCCAUUGGAGUUGAUAUCCUCAACAUCGACGCUGUGACCAGUGAAGGCGUUAUUGUUUUCCGUUGGGUAGCUACCGUCGGACUCGACGUUGACACUGUGAAGGGCAUUUCGGUCCUAUAUGCCGUCAAGUCCGGUCCGGAUCCCGACACGGUCGGUCCCAGCGGCUACCAACUGGAGACGCUCUACAGUGAAUUCAACUCAGCCGCUUGGCUUUUGGAUAUCGGCGGGACAGCCGCCCCACCUGCCGCCCCUGGCCGUUUGUUCAAGGCAUAA
This is a messenger RNA of Capronia epimyces CBS 606.96, 558 nucleotides long. RefSeq lists its product as uncharacterized. Bases 1 to 558 code for a protein of 185 amino acids. NCBI's taxonomy places the organism in Eukaryota, Fungi, Ascomycota, Eurotiomycetes, Chaetothyriales, Herpotrichiellaceae. The record is from RefSeq and is a predicted model, not a curated record. The transcript has a single exon.